UCAGUGACACAGAGGAAGGACUUCCAGGAGAGGCCAGGCCUCUCAAGGAAGGAAGUGGCCACUGGACCAAGCACCAGGUGAAGGCGGGCCGUGGGCACUACAGGAGGACAGCACAUACCAGGCAUCAGGGUGUGGGAAAUCAGUUUAUUGCGGGCACAGCCAGUGACAGGAAGCAGAACGUGGGGAUGGAGGGGCUGGGUGGCCCACAUCAGCCAUGCCAGGAGAGAAGGCUGGGCACUGACCUCUUCAGGAAAGGCAGGACAGAUAAGGAAUCGAAAAGACUGGAGAGAGCCACAGACUGAAAAAGAAGGACUAUAUUUCAGGUUUAAGUUCAAAAAGCUGUACUGGAUUGUGAGACCAUGAAAAAAACACACAAUUUCCCUCCUCCGAGUUUGAACUCAAGUACUCAUGCGAUCACAGUGCGUCAAAAUGUGUCUUUGUUUUGUUCUCACAAGAACAAAUCAAUGCAAAUCACCUAUUCACUGUUUUUGAGUAAGAAACACCUGGAAACCAAGAAAGGCAAAGGUGAACCUGUGAUUUUUUACCUAACAAUCUCCAAAGCCAAUGACUCAGGCCCUUACAAAUGCAAAGCUGAAGUUUUCAACUGCUCAAAAUAUAGUCCCGGGUUCUACUUCAUGGUUGAUGAUGAAGACAGCUGUCCUUCAUGCCUGCUGCUGCUACUACUGCUAAUUCCAGUGUCAUUUUUGGUGUUGCUGGCAAUAGUCCUAGUUUGUUUGAUACCAAAGUACAAAGCAAGAAAAGCUAUGAGAGAGAAUGUGCCCAAGGACCCUGGAGAUACACCCAUGGAAGGUGAACUGUACGAAAAUGUCUGUAAAGAUCAAGCAGGCGCAGGAGACUCCCAGGAGAUACAUUACGCCACCCCCGUGUUCCAAGAAGCCGCCCGCAGGGAGCAAGAGACCUGUCAUGACUGUAAAACUGGUCAUGUCUAUUCUGAACUCACCUUGUGAAACUUAAAGAAACUACUUUGGUGUAAGAGACUUUCUUGAAGGUGAUUUACAUGAAAACAAAGAAAAUGCAAUGGCACUUUUAAAAGUCUAGUUUAAACCAGGCAUGGUAGACUGUACCUGUAAUCUCAGCACUCAGGAGGUUGAGGCAGGAAAAUUGAGCAUUUGAGGCUAGCCAGGGCUACAUAGCAAGUCUGAAGGUAAAAUGGAGUGCACAGAGAGAGACUCUUUCAAAACAAACAAAAAACAAACAAUUAAAAAUAUCUAAAGUGGUCA
This is a messenger RNA of Heterocephalus glaber (naked mole-rat), 1241 nucleotides long. Lineage: Eukaryota; Metazoa; Chordata; Mammalia; Rodentia; Bathyergidae. The record is from RefSeq and is a predicted model, not a curated record.